ACGUUCCGGCCAUGAUCCGCAAGAAGAAACGUGAAACCAAAGACUACAAACUGCGCGUCUUUGUCGGCAUGCUGUUCCUUAUCAUCGUGUUUCUUGUCGGCUACGCGUACAUCAUGUACAACCAGAAGUUGCUGGCCAAAUCGUACUUCGAGAGCAUCAAGCUGCACACGAAGACACGAGCGAUGCGAAUUCUGGAUGCGAAGGGAUAUGACCUCCUGACGGGGAAGUUGGGAAUAGAUCUCAACAUCGAAAAGCCAUACAAGUGCUUGCCGGAAAAUCUGCGGAACGACGGGAGCCAUUGCUACGAGUGGAACUCGGUGGCAAGAUUGUACAUGAAUUUGGAGAAAGCAGAAUCGAACAGUGAAGUGAAGUGCUACAGCUUUAGUUGGGAAACGCUGGUGAAUAACUUCUAUCCAACGGAUUGUUUCGAUAUCGGGGAUGGCGUUUACUGGUACGGCGGAGGUCUUACCAAGGGCGUGGACUAUCUGCUGAACAAGGCUUCGUUUGAUUUUUCACCUUUUGUGACGGGUGAUACCAAUACCAAACAGUGGGGUAAUGCGGUUAAGAGGUUCUUUUUGAAUUCGAAAGGAAUCGCAAUUCUGGUGGACGACAAAACUCCUCUAUAUGUCAGUAUUAACAAGAAUGACAGCCAGCAAAUUUGUCUGCGAGGCAGGAAUGACGAUUUUGCGUUUGUGAAUAAGUUUACCAAUUACUCGGCAUUGAACUAUCGGGUAUGCACCGGUCCGGACAUAAUAAUUGCCCACGACAAUCUCACUCGGAUGAGCUUGUGGGAUGGAUUGACAGAAAACGACAAUACCAUCAUCAAAUCUCUUCUUCGGGAACCGGUGUGGCACAUUCCAGCUUAUUCUCAGGAAGAGCUGACCGAAACUAUAAUCUACAACUACACGGAGCACGUGAUCGCUUCCGGAUAUCUACACGUUGGUCAUGUCUUGAUCAAUGAAUUUUGGCAGAAACAUAUCGGCGAUUUCGUGUUUGACCCUGACCGUUUUCCCACGUUGGAAGAUACCGUAAAUAUACUGCACCGGCGUGGAUUCCGAAUCUCCCUUACAAUCCAACCUUUCAUCAGCACUGAAAGUGACAACUUCCUGGAAGCAGUUGCCAAGAAGUUUCUGAUUUACGAACGUAAUUCGGAACGUAGCAUUCCCGCUCUGACGCGCUACAAAAGCCUAGCUAGCGCUGGAGUUCUCGACAUCACCAAUAACGCAACCAUUCCCUGGUUAAAGGAUCAGCUGAAGAAAAUUACGGAAACCAUCGGCAUAGACUCGUUCUAUCUGGAUUUCGGUAAUGCGUACAACAUGCCGAGAUAUUAUCAAUGUUCGAAAACACUAGACAAUCCGGAUCAGUACAAAUCAUUCUUCAUGGAUCAGGUCAAGGGUAACCUGAAAGUUUUUGGAGUUUCAAGUGGCAUUUCAAUCCCACAUCCUCCGGCGUUCCUUAGCCUUCCGCCGGUGAACAGCUCUUGGAGUGGUCUGCAAACCAUCAUUCCAACUGUCCUCUCUUACGGAAUCAUUGGCUAUCCACUCAUAAUGCCAGGACCGAUCGGGGGCGAUUUUGUGCUGUCCUCCAAUUACACAAAAAUGCUUUCCUUCUAUCCAAUGAGAUCUCCUCCACUGCCGGAAAUGGAGCUGUACAUCCGCUGGCUGCAGAUGGCCACGUUCUUACCGGUGAUACGAUUCACGCAUCUUCCAUCGGAGUAUCGGAACGACUCGUUGACGGAAAUCGCCAAGGAGCUCUCGGUGAUUCGUCAGAAAACUGUGGUCCCUAUGUUGGAGCAAUUUACCAGCGACGCGUUGGAUACGGCGAAACCGAUUAUACGGCCACUGUGGAUGAUGGAUUCCAGCGAUCCGAACUGCCUGUUCGUUGACGAUGAGUUCACGAUCGGAGAUGGAAUGAUUGUGGCGCCGAUCAUCUACCGGAGUGACACCAGUCGGGAAGUUUACCUCCCACAAGGCGUCUGGAAGGACGGAAUCGAUGGAUCUCUACGCAAGGGCAACCGAUGGAUUCACAACUACCACGUUCCGCUGAACAAGGUGGCAUACUUUGUGAAAAUGCCCGACAAUACGCGCUUCUAGGGUGGUGACCAUCCGUGGUCGGUGGCUGCGUAGUCUCAAAACGAACAUAUUCUCAACAGGAAUUUCUUCCAUCCGCUCACAACGAAGGAAGGCUUGUCGAAAGUUAACGAAAAAUCGUUUUUAAUUUAUCGUAUUUUAUGCAUGCGUGUCUGUGAGUUUGAGUGUGUGUCUGUGAAUGUAGUUAGCAAUCAUGCAAGUAUUAAAAGUAUGUUAAGUUUCGUUUAUACCGCUGCAAUU
Messenger RNA from Ochlerotatus camptorhynchus, 2330 nucleotides. RefSeq names its product myogenesis-regulating glycosidase-like. Gene Ontology annotation, molecular function: hydrolase activity, hydrolyzing O-glycosyl compounds. The record is from RefSeq and is a predicted model, not a curated record. The transcript is spliced from 3 exons. Lineage: Eukaryota; Metazoa; Arthropoda; Insecta; Diptera; Culicidae. Bases 12 to 2093 code for a protein of 693 amino acids. Gene Ontology annotation, biological process: carbohydrate metabolic process.